AAACUAGCACAUACACCAUGCAAAGGUACAAGCUCAUAUCUCGAUGUACCAUGUCCAUGACGACGUUGCAAAUCAUGCAUGCAUUAGGAGCUGAGUAGUUUUGCGCUGCAUAUUUUGUUAAUUUCUGAAAUUCAUUGCGCGUCGAUCGAUCGUAGCAGCAUCACAUAUUUGCAUUGGCUUCUUGCUCUCUUCCUUGCAGCCGUCGUUGUCUCUUACCUUGAACGUGUGUCCCUGGCUGGUCCAUGAUUGUAUAUACGGACAGGAGAAGUGUCCCCCGCCUCAAUCGUUAGGAGACAGAGCGAUGGCGUUUCCUUUUCCUUGUUGGCUUCUUUUGUGUGGGAAAUACCAAUUCCAUUUCGCCAGCCGACUUGGUCCAAACAAGGAAAAGUAUUCCACUGCACGGGAGACUCGACGCUCGACAGUUUACUUCAGAACAAGUUCCUGGCUGGAGGAAGGAGAAAGCACAACAGCCAUUGGAUAUAUAUAUAUAUAUCGGACGACUUAAAGAAUCAACUUAUCACACAUGCAAAUUCCAAGCCAGUUUAGCUGGAUGUCAAUCACCUAAUAUAAUUCAAUUUCCGAGAAAGUAAGCAACAGCCGCCGGCCCGCCAGGGAAGUAGCAGCCUCUUGGUCUAUCUUAGGGAUGCAGACCCGCCGAAUGUCUAUCCUAUGGGUGCAUGCUCACCGAGUGACUAUCUUAGGGGUCACUCUGUGCGUUCGGUUUAUUCAGUUUACAUGGUUCAGUUUAUACGGUUUUUCGGUUUGUAUGGUAUUAAUACUUCGGUAAUACGGUAUGAAAUUAAAACGGUAUAUAUCAAAUUAUUUCGGUAUGGUUUCGGUAUAUACCAUAAUAACCAAAGUUGACACGAAUUUGAAAAUGACGUAAUAAUAAUUUGCAAAUUUAUGACUCAAAACACAUACUGUUUUACACAAAUAGUAUAUAAAUAAAUAUAUAUAUAUAUAUAUAUAUAUAUAUAUGUAAGUAUAUAUGCAUGCAUUGAUACAUCUAUUGAUGGUUAUGGACGUGCUUAGCAUUUUAAAAAGAGAAAAAUGACUAUGUUACCAGAAAAAUUUAUGGGCUUAGUAGGGAAUUUGACUCGUAUACAAGAAAAAUGACAACUUGUAUGGUUUGUAUGGUUGUUCAUCUCAAGAAAUAUAAAUUUAUUUUUUACUUCAGUUUAUUCGGUUAACCGUUCGGUUUUCGGUAUAUACCAUAAAAACCAAAGUUCAAAUCGGUAUGAAAAAUUCAUACCAUACCGAAACCAGAAACCAUAAAAACCGUAAAAUUGGUUUGGUUCGGUUUAUUUUCGGUAUGGUUUUUCGGUUCGGUUUUCAUAUGCACAGAGUGACUUAGUGGUGCCGGGGGCGCCAUCGGCCACGGGCGGCGACAUCAGGCAGUUAGGCCGGUGGUAGCUGGGGGCUCGGGCUAGAAGAUGAACAGAAGUACAUUUUGAAGGUGUAGAAGAAAAACAGAAGAAAAAAAAUGAGUUGGGUUCUAGCCCUUGGUUCUGCGGCGGACAGCUUCUACUGGUCUCUAGUCAGUCCCAUUCUAAUUUACCUGCACGGUCUCAAAACAAAAGCCGAGUUCUCCGUCGAUCAUCAUCAGCUUACAUCUCCCUGCAAAAAGAAAAAGAAAAACUUACAUCACUUGCGCACUCUCCCCAUGCAGAAACGCCAGAUAUCGUUGUAGCUGGUAAUUAAGCUGCGCAGUCGUGUAAUCACGCCAUUCGUCUGGCAACAAGACAAGGCGCGUGCGUGUGCGCGCACCAGAUUAAUGAAGUAGGCAAAUUUUGACUAAGCGUUGGCAACAAAUUUCAUAAGCACGAGCCGCCGGCAGGCCGGCGGCUAAGAGAUAAGGACGGAUUUCAUAAGCUAGUCCCAUCCCGGGCAGGGCCGAAGGCUUGCGAUCUUGGCACGACGUACCACCAUGGAUCAAUAAUGGGGUCACGCCGAUGUCGACGACGGGAUCAUGAUUAUGGCGCAGGACACCCAAGAAAUGGGAGUGAUAGCUCGCAGGACACCCAAGGAAUUAGCUACUAGCUAGAGGUAAGUGAUUAUGGCGCAAAAGCAGGCCGGCGUGGCGACGAGCGGCGGCCGCAAGGCCAAGCCGCACGCGGUGGUGGUGGUGUACCCGCUGCAGGGCCACGUCAUCCCCGUGACGCACCUCGCGCUGCGGCUGGCGGCGCGGGGCUUCGCCGUCACGGUCGUCAACACGGAGGCCGUGCACGACCAGACGGCGCGUGCGCUCGGCGUCGACCCGGCCGGGCACGACUUCUUCGCCGGCGCGCGCGCGUCGGGGAUGGACGUGCGCUACGAGCUUAUCAGCGACGGCCUUCCCGUGGGGUUCGACCGGUCGCUGCACCACGACGAGUUCAUGGGCUCGCUGCUCCACGCGCUCUCCGGCCAUGUCGAGGAGGUGCUCGGCCGCGUCGUCGUCGACCCGGCCGCUACGUGCCUCGUCGCCGACACCUUCUUCGUGUGGCCGGCGACGCUGGCCAGGAAGUUCGGCAUCGCGUACGUGUCCUUCUGGACUGAGCCCGCGCUCAUCUUCAACCUCUACUACCACGUUCACCUGCUCACCAACAACGGCCAUUUCGGAUGCAACGGUGAAAAAUACGAUUUUUGGAAUCCACUCCAAUAUGCUUAUGUUUCAAUUCAAUAAAGUGCCACUAAUAUUUUUGCCAAGUACUCCCUCCGAAAAAAUAUAAGGGUGGUUAGAUCACUAAAGUGAAGGAGUAGUAGUAAAUUUGGCUGCUGCAAAAUGGUUUGCCAUGCCAUCGAUUUUGAAGUUAUU
This is a messenger RNA of Triticum aestivum (bread wheat), 2794 nucleotides long. Its product is annotated as UDP-glycosyltransferase 86A1-like. The transcript has a single exon. The record is from RefSeq and is a predicted model, not a curated record. Gene Ontology annotation, molecular function: quercetin 3-O-glucosyltransferase activity; quercetin 7-O-glucosyltransferase activity. Lineage: Eukaryota; Viridiplantae; Streptophyta; Magnoliopsida; Poales; Poaceae. The coding region runs from base 2057 to 2662 and encodes 201 amino acids.